Seminavis robusta is the source of this 2472-nucleotide messenger RNA. Lineage: Eukaryota; Bacillariophyta; Bacillariophyceae; Naviculales; Naviculaceae. The record is from the annotation of a GenBank genome assembly.
AUGUCGUCACCCGAGCCAUUUUCCGAUUGGCUGAGACGGCAACAGGCGGAAAAUCCUCAUGGCGCCGUGACGGAGCAAUGGGCGACCCAGUUGCUCGCUUUGGGUGCUUCGUGGGACACGUUUCGAGAUCGGACGGCUGAUUUGGUGGUCAAUGAUCUCAUGACGGUCUGCGACAUUCCUCUGCUAGCCGCCUUGGAUAUUGUUCGAAGGGCACAAGACGAAAUUGCGCGAUCGCAGGCACCCCUGGCUGUUUUCUGGGAUCUGGAACAAGUGCCUCUGUUUGUUGGAGAGAAGGACGACAAUGGCAUCUUGUGUACGGAAACCAUUCGGGAGCUCCAAUCUUUACUGAAACCUUACGGAAGUCUCCAACGGUUUGGCUGCUAUGGAACUCUCUCCAAUCCACGGCAACAACAAUUGACACUACAAUUGUUGGGCUGUCAACAUGUCGAAACCAGUGACAACAGCAGCCAGGAAGUCACCAUUGCUGUAGACGCCAUGGAGUUUUCUCACAACCAUCCGGACGGUGCUGUAGUAUGUUUCGUCACCAGUGAGGCCGACCGAUACGCUCAUCUUUUGGCGACGCUACAACGACGACCCCACUGCCGGACCAUGACUGUCACCACGCGGGUUCCUUCCAAACAGGUGCAAGACAUGCCGAAAAAUACAUUUUGGCUGACAAAGACCACUCGUUCCAGUUCUAAUCCACUCGACACGAAAAUUCCAAUCGAAAAGGUUGUGUCCUUUGAGCAAAAUCAGCCACAACAACCACCACCACCACUAAACAGAAACUCGGAUACAUCUUCCAAAACCGCCACCAACGACAACUCACAGAGCCAGGCGCAUCAGACACAAACUGACACUCAGUUUACUCACGAGAAAUCAUCACCGCCAGACUCCAUCCCCGCUAAAAAGGAAACAUCCCAUCAAGAUGAUGAUGGCACCAACAAGCAAGUCUACACUCCUACUCCAAGUGCAUCGGCAUUUGAAUCCGUCAACCUCAAAGAAUGGUUCAAGGCUAAAAGUAAUGCUGCGAACGAUCAUAAAGACUUGUCGUCGUCGUCCUCGUCAGGAGCGGGAGACAAUCAACAGGAUGACGACUACGACGAUGACGACGACAAUGAAGCGGAUGAUCUCAUGUCCCUCUUGACACAGGAAGAAUUUGACUAUCCCUAUUAUAGUAAUAACUCACCCACCAAACAAACAAGCGCUUCCAGCAGCAACGAGGACGACAACAAUAAUUCCAUCGACAACAGCGACAACAACAACAAUCAUCAUCAUCGCCAUGACGCCGAGGACAUUGAUUAUUCGGAUCCGACCAAUCGUGAAACGUGGGAACAAGAUGUUGGAUAUCUCAAAGCAUUGAUCAAGAGGUACUCCAAAAGCCCAUCCUUUUCGGUACGAAAGGAUCAUGUCCUCAGCAUGCUGCGAUUGAGAAAUGCCGAUCGAUUCCCAAAAAAGCGAUUGAUUGCCGCACUCGGUCGAGCCAUUGAAAUGGGCAUUGUACUCGAACACUCGUCGUCGAACGAACUGGAUGAUGACAAGAAUGCCGCAGUUCCAACGCUCAGUUUGCCACCCACCAAUGGAUCUUCUUUGACCCGGCCAAAAUUACUGGAACCAGCCGACACUCUGCCGCAUGGACUGAAACUGCAGCUGGAAACCAUACCAGAACGAGUGGCCCAUGUGAGCUCCACAAUGCCCUUUGCACUCUUUGCUCACAGGAGAAACUUUCCUGCGGGGUCUAUUAUGCCAAGGGGGCCCUAUGUGGUAAAUUUGAAGAAGGAUUGGUUGAUCCUCAUGUUCAGAACUCAAAAGGAUGCGCAGAGAACCGUUGACGAAGACCUUCCAGUCGCCCUGGGCAAUAGUGCAAUCCUGGUGGACUGUCGGCGGCAUCCAGAAUUUCUACAAGGCGCUGCCAACAACAACAGCAAAAGGCGGCCAGAAGAGAAUGGCGAGGAAGAACAACGUUGUCCCACUCCCCGUUCCUCUGUCUCUAGCGUUCCUGUUGGGGGAAAGGACCAAGUCGAAGUGUUACACGGGGAUACUGAUGCAAAGAAAAAUGGAAAGGCGGUGGCGGCAAAUUGCGGCGGUGAAGAUGAGAAGAAAGAGGAUCACACCGUGGCCACAAACAGUCGCAUUGAUCGAGGGGGAAAACCGAAGAGAAACGCUGUCACCAACGACGGCAGCAAUGACAACCGCUUGUCGCAAAUCAGUCUUCAGGAAGCCAACCAGAAGCAGCCACGACGACAACGAAACCGCCGCCGCCGCCAAUCGGGCGGCAGCAACAGUAGCAGUCCAACCCAGGAGCUUUCCUCACCACAAACCACCUCUACGACAUCAUCGUCGUCGUCGGUUGAAUCCUCACCUGGUGCUGGCAUCGACAAGAAGUUAUCGAUGCUACAAACAGGCGCAAUGGACCAGCGACCAACCACUUUGAAAAUGCCGUUCUACAAAAUGGAAAAGACAAACACGUAA